This is a messenger RNA of Mangifera indica (mango), 740 nucleotides long. Its product is annotated as magnesium-dependent phosphatase 1-like. The record is from RefSeq and is a predicted model, not a curated record. Gene Ontology annotation, molecular function: acid phosphatase activity. The coding region runs from base 46 to 465 and encodes 139 amino acids. Lineage: Eukaryota; Viridiplantae; Streptophyta; Magnoliopsida; Sapindales; Anacardiaceae. The transcript is spliced from 3 exons.
CGCGUCAACAGCGCAUUGUGAAAAAAAACGACUUUGCAGAGGGGGAUGGAGAAGGAGGAGGAGGUGAAGAAGGAAGCGUUAGAGAUAAUCCGGCAAUACGAAAAGCUGCCUGCUUUGGUUGUAUUUGAUCUCGAUUACACUGUCUGGCCGUUCUACUGCGAGUGUUUUUACGAAGAUGAAAUGCCAUACCUCUAUCCUCAAGUUAAACCCAUUUUACACGCUCUCCAGGAGAAAGGAAUUGACGUGGCUGUCGCUUCUAGAUCGCCCACUCCUCGUAUUGCCAAUACUUUUCUCAAUAAAUUGGGAAUUCACUCCAUGUUUGUAGCCAAGGAGAUUUUCUCUAGCUGGACUCACAAAACUGAGCAUUUCCAGAGAAUCCACCGAAGGACUGGUGUAUCUUUUACUUCAAUGCUCUUCUUUGAUGAUGAGGAUAGGAACAUCGAAGCGGUAUCAAAAUGGGCGUAACAAGUAUAUUGGUUGACAAUGGGGUAAAUCUUGAUGCCUUGAGACAAGGACUGUCUGAAUUUAGUCAUAAGUCAGGUUCCUCAAGCAGAAGCAGGGACUAAAUUCUGGAUCUUCAUUCAGAAACUUUGGUAUGGGAGGUUAUAUUCUUCUGCUUCAUUUUAGCAAUGUGGCAUAUUUGUUGCUUUUCUGCACCAUUUAUGCAUCAAAUUGUAUCAACAUAUAAGCUCAUAUUGUUUUCUGUGGCUUAAUGGGCAUUGUGAAAUGCUUAUCAAUAA